AAGGUUUUAGGAAUCAUUGUUUAAUUUUUUUAUUUAAAAAAAAUUGUUUGACCCAAAAAGCAGAGAAGGUAGUGAGAGGGUGAAGAACAGAAAGGGUGUGAAGUGAAGAAGCAGAUCUGAAGUGAAGAGGUGAAGAAGAAGAAAGAAAAAAGAAAAAAGAAAAAUCCCAGUAAUUAGAGAGCCCAAAGUUGAAAACUUUGGAUCAAAGGUUAACAAAAAACAAAACUUGUUAUGCUUUGAGCCUUCUUUCUUGGUCUUCACCCCCCAAAAAAUGCCUCGCCCUUCUUUCCAUAAGGUUAUUCUAACCACCACUCUUCAAUCCAAGCAACUGAGAGUACCAGAUAAUUUUCUGAGAAAAUAUGGGGGUGAGCUUUCCUCCUUUGUUAACCUGUCUGUUCCCGAUGGUAGUUCGUGGCGCGUGGGACUGAAAAAGGUAGACAACAAAUUUUGGUUCAUUGAUGGUUGGGCAGAAUUUGUUCAGCGCUAUUCCAUCGGUGUUGGAUACCUUUUAGCUUUCAGAUACGAAGGAAAGUCGAAUUUCAGUGUUCACAUUUUUAAUUUGGCUACUGCUGAGAUAAAUUAUCAAUCACCCACACGAAGCAGCAAUGAAGGAUCUUACUUUGCAAAUCGCCUCAAAAUUUUUGAAGAAAUGGAAGAUGAAGACUUCACUGAAUCCAAACCAGCCUUGCAGAAUCUAUUUAACGGGUCAAAACUUAAUAGUGUAAACUGGGGUGAGGGCGGGAAUGCUCUUCCUGCGAAAAGUGCUAGAGAUAUAGGUCUUCAGUUUAAUGCAAUUGAGUUUAAAAAAUCUACUGAUGAACUGAAAUUGCGUGCUUCUUUCGAGGAAAAGGCCAAAAAAACUGCAAGAAAGAAGCGUAAAUCUGAACCUGGAAGUGCAGAAGGCCAGGAAGCUUCUGAUGAACAAGAAGAGGAGAGAGAAAUGCGCAUUAGAUUCUAUGAAAGUGCUUCUGCAAGGAAAAGAACCGUGACGGCUGAGGAAAGAGAAAAGGCUGUCAACGAAGCGAAAGCAUUUGAACCAUCUAAUCCUUUCUGCCGGGUUGUCCUGCGGCCCUCCUAUCUAUAUAGGGGAUGCAUAAUGUACUUGCCAUCUUGCUUUGCAGAAAAGUAUUUGAAUGGUGUUUCGGGAUUCAUCAAACUUCAACACCCUGAUGGGAGACAGUGGCCAGUUCGCUGCCUUUAUCGAACGGGUAGGGCUAAGUUAAGCCAGGGAUGGUUCGAAUUUGCGAUAGACAACAAUCUAGGCGAAGGCGACGUCUGUGUGUUUGAGCUGCUUAGAAUGAAGGAAGUAGUGCUGCAAGUUACUAUAUUUCGCGUCACCGACGAGGCAGAAUUCUUGAGCCCUUCUUUGCUGCUUACCCAAAAUGAGAACCAGGCCAAGCUGUUGAGAAGCCCCAUGCAGCAGCAUCUCCUUACAUCACCUAAAAGUUAGGAAUUAGCGGCGGCUUCAGUCGCGAUAACCGCCCCCUACUCUGUAUCAAUCAAAUGACUCCUCUUGCUUCUGUGUGUUCAGUUAUUCAUCUGAUUUCUGUCACGUGGAACUUGGAUGCUUUUCUUUUCUUUUUCUAUGUUGAUAAACAUUUCAGGAUGACUCAAGUGGAACAUAGUUAUUUGUACUCUUAGUACCUAGUAGUGUCUGUUUUUCUCUGCUGUUAUUGACUUGUGUUGUAAAUAGAUUGUUCAACUGCAAUCUAGUUUUUUCUGAACUGAA
This is a messenger RNA of Arachis duranensis, 1729 nucleotides long. Its product is annotated as B3 domain-containing transcription factor VRN1. The coding region runs from base 272 to 1450 and encodes 392 amino acids. The record is from RefSeq and is a predicted model, not a curated record. The transcript has 4 exons. NCBI's taxonomy places the organism in Eukaryota, Viridiplantae, Streptophyta, Magnoliopsida, Fabales, Fabaceae. Gene Ontology annotation, molecular function: DNA binding.